AUGGACAUCACCUCGUGCCUCCCAAUGAACACCGUCCAUGCGAUUGGAUCCACCUCAUCCGGCAUCUGCGCGGUAAUCCAAGACGAGAUGAGGAAAAAACACCCGGCGCCCUAUGUGUCGUUCUCUCAUGUGCCGCCAGCGCUGGUCCGGGAAUCGCUUGAUAACCCUGAAGCUUUUGGCUCCAGAGCCGUCCGCAUUUGCUACGAUGAAGAUACCCGGAGGCUCAUUGUGAAAAUUCCAGGGAAUCAGCACGAAGUCGCGACUUGGCAUUUAAGUAAACGGAUUAUCAACGACACUACCUCCAUGGGUCUCGACGACCAGCUGCUCCUUAAAGGAGCAGCCAGGGUGGAGGACGCUCCUGUGAAAAAGGAGCCGGACGCCUCUUUCAGGCCCGUACACCGUCCACCUGGGCGCGACCAGAAAUGGCCAUCGGUGGUAAUUGAGAGUGGGUGGUCCGAGUCGGAUGCACGUCUGGAGGUGGAUGCAAACCUCUGGAUCGGACGUUCGGAGGGCCUCGUCCAAGUGGUAAUCGCGGUGUGUAUUGAUAGAGACCAAGAGCUGGUGACGUUCAAGAAAUACGUUCCCGCGCAAGCCCCCUUGCCCCGUCUUCAGACUCUCCGGAGCCACUCCUGGCGCGCGGCAUUAUCCGAAACGAUCGCAGUGUCGCGAGUGAACCAGGUGGUCACGGUGACGGGUGCGCCGCUGACCAUCCGAUUCGAGGAAAUGUUUUUACGCCCGGCGUCAUCUCCCCUUCACGUUGGUUACACCUUUGAUGCCGCCGCCCUCCAGAAGGUUGCGGAGAUGGCGAGAGGGCGCUUGGCUGGAGCAGUGUGGGCGGGGUCCCCGUGCGAGGGUGGGCAGGAGGUGACCGGGGCGCCGUUUGUUAUCAGAUUUGAGGAUAUGUUUUUGCGACCGGCAAGGGGGACAUUCGAGAUGGAUUAUGUGUUUGAUGCGGAGAGGCGGCAAUCUUUGGCCGAGCUGGUGUGGGAUGAAGGGAGCGAUGUAUCAGACUGA
This is a messenger RNA of Aspergillus heteromorphus CBS 117.55, 1014 nucleotides long. RefSeq lists its product as uncharacterized. Lineage: Eukaryota; Fungi; Ascomycota; Eurotiomycetes; Eurotiales; Aspergillaceae. The coding region runs from base 1 to 1014 and encodes 337 amino acids. The record is from RefSeq and is a predicted model, not a curated record. The transcript is spliced from 2 exons.